GUGCGUUUCUGAAGUCCUACGAUUUGAAGUUUUAAUGUACAGAUUACCAAGCACUUCCGUAUCAUCACCGUUUUCAGGAAUCACAGCAGCUUUUGAUUUCUCUUACAGUGUUGACCAAAUUCUUGGGAAAGGACAAAUCACAUCAGAUAAAAGAAGUAGAGAAAAGAAUCCUGCAGAGAAUGAGACAACUGAUGACCUCAGUAUGUUAGGGCGUGUAGUCAAGGUGGAGAAACAGGUACAAUCCAUUGAGUCAAAGCUGGACUGUCUGUUAGAUAUUUAUCAACAAGUUUUGCGAAAAGGAUCUGCAUCCGCGCUCACUUUGGCUUCCUUUCAAAUGCCAGCUUUCGAGUGUGAGCAGACUUCUGAUUACCAGAGUCCCUCAGACAGCAAAGAUUUGUCUAAUUCUGCACAAAUUAGUGGAUGCGUAUCCAGAUCAGCUAGUGCCAAUCUGCCUCGUGGCCUACAGCUUGUACUGACACCAAAUGAAUUUAGCACUCAGGCUUACUAUGCUUUUAGUCCAGCUAUGCAUAGUCAAGCAACGCAAGUGCCAAACGAUGGACCUGCAACACUUACCAAUACAUCACACCAAAUAAACCAGGCAACUAAGCCAGCAACUCCAACAACAUUACAAAUACCACCUUUCUCAUCAAUGAAGCAUAUCAAUAGGCCUGAGCCCGUUCAUAUUAUUCCUGUAACCACACAGGAAAAUAUUUCUGAUGUCACCGCUUGCCUUGUUGCAUCAAAGGAUAAUGGACAAGUUGCACAGCCCAGUGCAACAAAGGAUCUCACAUGGAGAAAAAGUCUGGAUACAGAAGGGGAACAUUUGCUCUCAGUUAAACCUGUGGUGCAAAUGGAUUUAGGAAAAUCUUUAUCUGUACAAAACCUUAUACAAUCAACAGAAGAACUCAAUGUACAGAUUGCUGGCAGUGACUCCAGUGGUUCCAGAGGUAGCCAAGAUGUAUACUCCAAAUGGAGGGAGUCAAAAUUAUUUAUAACUGAUGAAGAGUUGGAGACAGAGGCAGGAACAGAGACUACUGAAGCCAUCUCGUGCCCGUUAGUGGAAACAACUCUCUCUGCUGACUCUCUAAGGACUGGAAUAUCAAGAUCAUCUCAAAGUAUUUGCAAGCCAGGGGACGGUACAGAAGCACUCAAUCUUUUCCAUGUCAAACUUAAAUAACAGCUUGUGGGCUUUCUUCAUUGGCUGGGUCAUUCCUCUAGUCAUACAUAUCAUCGCAUGAACUGU
Antrostomus carolinensis (chuck-will's-widow) is the source of this 1243-nucleotide messenger RNA. RefSeq names its product potassium voltage-gated channel subfamily KQT member 5-like. The record is from RefSeq and is a predicted model, not a curated record. Gene Ontology annotation, biological process: potassium ion transmembrane transport. Gene Ontology annotation, cellular component: membrane; voltage-gated potassium channel complex. The transcript has 2 exons. Lineage: Eukaryota; Metazoa; Chordata; Aves; Caprimulgiformes; Caprimulgidae. The annotation marks the transcript as partial. Gene Ontology annotation, molecular function: voltage-gated potassium channel activity.